GGAGGAUAUGAUCGCAAAAAGCGACGGCAAAUUUUGACCCGCGGGUGCCUGAAAGUUGACCCAAUUCUCCGGUUGACAACACCCAUGUUACGACUACUGUUACGACCAGUCAUUAUCAGCUCUCAUGCUUCCGGAAGAUUGGGACGAAUUGAGGAAGGUCUUGUACGCAAAUAUAAUACAUGCUGCACGCAAUAGCACCUGACAGCUAAACUUCCAAACUAGCUCUUUCCACCCUGCGCUCCCUUUUCAACUCCAGACACUCCAUUGAAAUCUCUUAUCUUUCACCCGGCCGCUCUUUAUUCACUCAUCACAAACCAUGUUGACACUCACUAACAUCACUUGGCUGGACCUAUGUCUUGCCGGCGUCGGAGUGUAUCUGGUCAAGCAGGUACUCUCUCAGAAGAAUCCCGCACCAUACCCCCCUGGUCCCCCGGGGCGUCCUCUCGUCGGGAAUAUCCCAGACAUGCCUCAGGUCAAGCCUUGGCUCACCUUCACUGAGUGGGGCAAGAAAUAUGGCGACAUCUCACACGUAGAGGUUCUGGGUCAGCACAUCAUGGUCCUGAACUCUGUGAAGGCUGCGGUGGAAAUGCUGGACAAGAAGAGCUCUGUCUACUCUGAUCGUCCUAUCCUUCCUAUGGGUGGUGAACUUAUUGGCUGGAAGAACACUCUCGUUCUUCUCCCUUAUGGUGACCAUCUGCGCGAGUACCGCAAAAAUUUCCAUCGCGUCAUUGGCAGUCGUGCCUCCAUGGAUAUAUACCAUCCGAUCGAGGACAUUGAGACUCGCCGAUUCCUGAAGCGUGUACUUGCCAAACCUGACCAACUCCAAGCACACGUGCGACAUACCGCUGGCGCCAUCAUUCUCCGCAUCUCUCAUGGCUAUGAAGUCAAGGAGAACAACGACCCCUUGAUCGACCUUGCGGACGUUGCUGUCGACCAAUUCUCGAAAUCCACUGCCACUGGUGCCUGGAUGGUUGACAUCAUGCCAUCCUUGGCCAACGUGCCUGAGUGGUUCCCUGGUGCUGGCUUCAAGCGCACAGCACGUGAAUGGCGCGAGACCCUCGAAGAGAUGGUUGCUACACCCUACAAGUUCGUCAAGGAUCAGAUGGCUGCUGGUAUUGCCCCAAAAUCUUUCGCCUCGAAUCUGCUAGAAGGCCGUACUUUGUCUGCCGAAGAGGAUCACAUUGUGAAGUGGUCUGCUGCAUCCUUAUAUUCCGGUGGUGCCGAUACGACAGUUUCGGCAAUAUACUCCUUUUUCCUGGCCAUGACACUUUUCCCUGACGCGCAGAAGAAGGCUCAAGCUGAAAUCGAUGCCGUUGUUGGUCCUGAUCGUCUUCCCUCCUUUGGUGACCGUGACUCCCUUCCCUACACUGAGGCGCUUGCGAAGGAAGUCCUACGCUGGAACGCUGUCGUCCCUACCGCUGUUCCUCACCGUGUUACUGAAGACGACAUCCAUGAUGGGUACUACAUUCCCAAGGGCUCUUUGAUAAUGCCCAACAUUUGGUUCAUGCUCAAUGAUCCUCGGACAUAUGCCAACCCCUCGGAGUUCAACCCUGAACGCUUCUUGGCCAAAGAAGGAAAGGAGCCUGAGACCGAUCCUCGCACGAUCUGCUUUGGGUUUGGUAGACGUAUCUGCCCAGGUCUACACCUCGCUGAUGCGUCUGUCUGGAUGUCUGCUGCAAUGUCGCUUGCCGUUUUUGAUAUCUCCAAGGUUGUUGAGAAUGGUGUCGAGAUCACCCCUGAGGUUGACCCCUCGUCAGGUACAAUCAGCCACCCCAAGCCCUUCAAGUGCUCUAUUAAGCCCCGUUCUGCAAAAUCUCUCGUGCUCAUCCAGGAAGAUGUUUAGUACCUCGGGGAGUUGCUUGGAGAAAAUCACAGGGAUACGUCCGUUGCCUUGGGUGGCAACUCACUUGACAAUGCGCCAUACUUCGUAUCUCGCACUGCAAGAUGAUUGGUCGUGCAUCUCGAUUAUGAUAUAUUUAUUGCAUCUUACUUCAUCUUGUUGGAAUAAUUUACGAUGUGCGAAUGAUAUUACCGUGAAUCUUCCCCAGUUUAGAAGCGUGUGUCCGGAUGACAUGGUCAUCACCUUCGCUACAAUGUUCUGGUAAUGGAUAUGUGCUAGAAAUAAGGACUUGUAUCCUUGGCCUACCAACAGGUGCACACGGUCUGUCUAACAACUUGCUUGA
Molecule: messenger RNA, 2183 nt
Organism: Suillus subaureus
Lineage: Eukaryota; Fungi; Basidiomycota; Agaricomycetes; Boletales; Suillaceae
Product: cytochrome P450
Exons: 11
Coding region: 317-1843 (508 amino acids)
Molecular function (GO): heme binding; oxidoreductase activity, acting on paired donors, with incorporation or reduction of molecular oxygen; iron ion binding
Source: RefSeq, a predicted model, not a curated record